Molecule: messenger RNA, 603 nt
Organism: Schistosoma guineensis
Lineage: Eukaryota; Metazoa; Platyhelminthes; Trematoda; Strigeidida; Schistosomatidae
Source: the annotation of a GenBank genome assembly
AUGCUUAUUCCAACAAAACCUGCACCUAAUUUCAAAGGAAAAGCUGUCAUAAAUGGUACAUUUAAACAAAUCAGUUUACAAGAUUAUUUGGGCAAAUAUGUUGUAUUAUUCUUUUAUCCUGCAGAUUUUACGUUUGUCUGUCCAACUGAAAUUAUAGCAUAUAGUGAACGCGUUGAAGAUUUUGAAAAAAGAAAUUGUCAAGUUAUUGCCUGUUCAACAGAUUCUGAAUAUUGUCAUUUGGCAUGGACAAAUAUGGACCGUAAAGCAGGUGGACUAGGUCCAAUGAAAAUACCACUUUUAGCUGAUACAACAAAAUGUAUUUCACGAUCAUAUGGUGUACUCGAUGAAGAAGAGGGUAAUGCAUUCAGAGGAUUAUUUAUAAUUGAUGGUAAAGGCAUACUCCGUCAGAUAACAGUAAAUGAUCGUCCAGUUGGUCGGUCUGUCGAUGAAACUAUACGACUGUUGGAUGCAUUUCAAUUCGUAGAAAAACAUGGCGAAGUAUGUCCAGCUAACUGGAAAGCUGGUAAGAAAACAAUUAAACCAGAUCCAAAUGCUAGUAAAGAGUUUUUUGCUUCGUCUACAGAAAAUGUCCCUGUUCACUAA